AUGACUCGCGGAAACUCCGACCUCGGCUUCACCAUUAAAGCAUACCCCGAAGAACGCAAGCUCCGAAGAUCUCAAGAAGCUCAAAUCACGAACCCGGCCGAUUUCGGACAAUGGGCCACGGCCACUAAGAACAUGAUUUACUCGACUGCCACCGACAAUAUCAACCUCAGUCAAACACACGUCCACUCUCCCACGCGAGCACUCCGAUCGAAGCCUUCUUUGUACCGCCAGGAGUUGCCGCACACCGGAAGUCACCGUUUCGCAGCAAGACCUCGAACCGCGAUUUUGUGUCUUGCGCUCCCGUUCCGGUGCGGCAAUCUCAAGCGAUCUCCUCUUGAGCUGCGAGAUGUCGCCGAUGGCUCCCGCAUGCCCUUGACUCUCCCAAACCCAGCGGCCUCAGGAGCACCUGGACAACUCCCCUACAGCACGCCAGAGGCUCGCCAGGUCGUCCAUGGAUCCUAA
Messenger RNA from Fusarium redolens, 462 nucleotides. RefSeq lists its product as uncharacterized. The transcript has 2 exons. Bases 1 to 462 code for a protein of 153 amino acids. The record is from RefSeq and is a predicted model, not a curated record. Lineage: Eukaryota; Fungi; Ascomycota; Sordariomycetes; Hypocreales; Nectriaceae.